CUUUAGUGUUUAAGCUUUGGACUGUUGUGCUAAAUCCAUGUGUUAAUGUCAGUUAAAAGAUAGCCCAUAAUGAUUCUGUUAAUUAUGGACAAAAUCAAAUAAUUUUUUUUUUAAUGUGUGAGUGAGAUACCUUUUUGCUUUUCUUUAGUGCAACGUUGUAUAAGAAACCAGCCUUUUUCCAGCUACAAAUAUUUUAGUCUCAUCCAUUCUUCACUUGCCCAUUUGAUUUCAGUUCUCUAUCUCUCUAAAUCCGAUGACCAAUUUCCAUUUCUUUCUGUUUAUGUAACAUUAUCUUUUAGCUCUUCUAAUGGUUUUUGUUUUGGUUUGUUUUUGACAUGGACAUAUAGCUCAGAGAUAUUGACAGUGAAGCAAAUGUAAAACCGCUCUUUUAUUUCUGUGUCUUUUUCAUAUGCAACUGUAAGCUUCAAAAGCCAGACAUGACACAACUCAGAUCAGAGUAAAUCAUUGAGAAGCUGAUCUUGAAGCAUCUGGGUAUUGGGUUCUAAUUUAAUCUUCAAUUGACUGAGGUAGAGCAGUGUUUGUUGUCAUUAUUGUUCUUUGUAUAUCAAUUUUGUGCUUUUGUUCAUUCUUUUGAUCUAGUGAAGAAGCAGUAUCUUACUGGUCAGUGCAAAGGAAAAAUUUAGACUUUCUGGUGUACAAUGAGGGACUUUCCUUCUUGUUUUGGUGAAAAUGGAGUUCAAGUUGCUGAUUCAUCAUCAUCAAGUGCAACAAAAGCUUGUCAAAAUUUGGUUACUUGUGUUUAUCAGUGCAAAUUCCAUGGUCGUUCUUUCUUGAUUGUUACUGUCACAUGGACGAGGAAUCUCAUGGGUCAAGGCCUUAGCGUUGCAAUUGAUGAUUCAACCCAUCAGUGUCUCUGUAAAGUUGAGAUAAAACCAUGGCUGUUCUCCAAGAGAAAAGGUUCUAAAAAUUUAGAGGUAGAUUCUAGUAAAAUUGAUAUAUAUUGGGACUUAUCUAGUGCUAGAUUUGGUCCUGGGCCUGAACCUUUGGAGGGAUAUUAUUUAGCUGUUGCAUAUAACCAAGAAAUAGUGUUACUCCUUGGAGAUUUGAAAAGGGAAGCCUACAGGAAGGUGGAUACUGCCCCUGUUAACCUAAAUGCCAUGUUUAUCGCCAAGAGAGAGCACAUAUUUGGCAAGAAGUUUUACGGCACCAAGGCUCAGUUUUGUGACAAGGGGCAGAUGCAUGAUGUAGCAAUUGAGUGUGACACCAUUGAUGUUAAAGAUCCUUGCCUUGUGAUUCGCAUUGAUACUAUGACAGUGCUGCAAGUCAAGAGGCUGAAGUGGAACUUCCGGGGUAACCAAACUAUUCUGGUUGAUGGGCACCCAGUUGAAGUAUUUUGGGAUGUUCAUAAUUGGCUAUUUGGUAAUGCCAUGGGCAAUGCAGUUUUCAUGUUCCAAACUUGUCUUUCUGCUGAAAAGUUGUGGGCAAGCCAAUCUGUUUUUGAUCCUUCUGUAUUGAUGUGGUGUUAUUCUGAGCAAUUUAGAGAUCACCGAUUACAAGGUCUUGGUUUUUCAUUGCUACUGUAUGCUUGGAAGAAUGAGUAGAAGUGUAAUUUUCAUUAUUGAUUGUCAACACUGUGAUUACUUUUGUAAACAAUGUUAUUGCUCUUGGGUUUAUCUUUCUCUGUUGAAAUUUAUCGAAAUUUAGUGUUUUGUGGGUUAAAGAUUUA
Messenger RNA from Mangifera indica (mango), 1687 nucleotides. RefSeq lists its product as uncharacterized. The transcript has a single exon. The coding region runs from base 660 to 1562 and encodes 300 amino acids. The record is from RefSeq and is a predicted model, not a curated record. Lineage: Eukaryota; Viridiplantae; Streptophyta; Magnoliopsida; Sapindales; Anacardiaceae.